Messenger RNA from Oryctolagus cuniculus (rabbit), 6324 nucleotides. The record is from RefSeq and is a predicted model, not a curated record. Lineage: Eukaryota; Metazoa; Chordata; Mammalia; Lagomorpha; Leporidae.
CUAGAGGGCGGGGGGACAGGGGAGGCGGCGGGCUUUAAAUGGGGGCCGUCCGGCGGCUAAACGGAGCUGCCGCGGGGGGAGCGCGGAUCUCCCUUCUCCGCGCCGGGGAUCUGCCGGGGCCGCAGCCCGCCAAGUUGGCCCCUCGAGCGGGGCUGCGGCCGCCGAGAUGCUGCUCCGGGACCUGGUGCUGCGCCGUGGCUGCUGCUGGCCCUCGCUGCUGCUGCACUGCGCGCUCCACCCGCUCUGGGGCUUCGUGCAGGUGACGCACGGUGAGCCCCAGAAGUCCUGCUCCAAGGUGACGGACAGCUGCCAACACAUCUGCCAGUGCCGGCCCCCUCCCCCGCUGCCCCCGCCGCCCCCGCCCCCGCCGCCUCCCAGACUGCUCUCUGCCCCAGCUCCCAACUCUACCUCGUGCCCGGCCGAGGAGAGCUGGUGGUCGGGGCUGGUGAUCGUCAUCGCCGUGUGCUGUGCCUCGCUGGUGUUUCUGACCGUGCUGGUCGUCAUUUGCUACAAAGCCAUCAAAAGGAACCAGGCCAUUUAGGCGCCCUCGGUGGCCACGAGGGCCGGGACUGGGGUGGAAGGGCUCUCCGUGGCUUCACGGGACCACAGCCACGGAGCCAGGCUGGGGCCCGCAGCACUACCGUUUCUGAAGCUCACAGGCACGUGUUAGGUAGGAAUUCUAACACGGCAGAGCCUGGCUGCCAGGGUAGUGGAGCAGCUCCCACGGACCCCUCGGCAGCAGCAGCGCUGAGAGCUGCCAGCACUUACUGGGUGCUUACUGUAUGCCCGACACUCGACUAAGCGCUUGACCCAUAUUAACAUGUCUAAUCCCCCCAGCAAGCUUAUGGAAUGGACACUGGUAUUGUGCCCAUUUUAUAGGCAAGGAAACUGAGGCAUAGAAACGUUAUGUGGCUUGCCCAAGGUUUCAUAGCCAGAAAGUGGCAGAGGCCACUUUAGCUGAGCUGUGACACCUGCCUCCUAGCUCGGGGCAGGGUCUCCCUGAAGGCAGUGCCUGUGCAGGGAUGCGGGUGGGUGUGCAGGGGGAGGCACCUCCCGCUCUCAGCACUAUCUGAGCUUGGUGCAGCCCAGGGAGGCUUUGGGAGGGGGUGAGCUGCUGUGCAGGGAGCAGAGUGGUUGGGGACCCAGCUGUGCUGGGGGAGGGGAGCACUCCCUGUCCUCAUCUCGGGGAGCCCUUGGGACAGGGCACAUUGCACACAGCCCAAGGCACCUUUGCUGGGAGGAGCCCUGCCUGGACCCCCGCUGGCUCUCGGGUCCAGAAGCUGGAGCAGCCUAGGAGGCACCAGGACCACUGGCUUCCACACUUCGGAGCCACCCCUUCCAGUAGGCCUCCCCAGGAGUCCCCCGGAGGGGUCUGACAGCAGCCUAGCUUUUAGGACCUUCCUUCUUUUGCAAAGCAAAUCCUGCUGUCUUCUCCCUCCCUCUUUCCCCUCAAAAGAGCAGAAAUGUUGGUCCUCCAGGAUUUGCCCCUCUAGAGGGGAGCUCGUGCCCCCUUCGGUUCCUCUCUGCCCUCUCCUGCACCUGCUGACCCCGCCCCACCUGCACCUGCUGUGGUGGGUUUUCCAGACUACACCCAAGGUUGAAUGUUGACCCCGCAGGAGUGCCGCGUGGGCUUGGGCCCUGAGUGUUUAGCUGUUGAGAGUCUCUGGUGUCCUGGUGCUGAUGUCCGUUCUGCCCCUGGAUAUUGAUGGUAAAAGCAGGAAUCCCACCCGAGUCCCUCGGUCUCGUGGUGGGGCAGCGACAGGACCUCACCGUAAGGAGAAGCCCCCGCCCCAGCCUCCCAGGCUCUGCAGAUCCGCGGUCACGCCCACCCAGCAACAUCAAGCGGCCUGAGCUCUCUGGGAAGGGGGGUGGGGACAGGCAGGGGGCUGCAGGGGACCGAGGGUGAGGAGGGCUCAGGGGCAGAGAGCUGGGCUGCAGAAUCCAUCAUUUCCCAGCCCGUCUACGGGGCAGCCACCUGGGUGGGAUUAGAGAGAAUGGGGCGGGCUUCCUGGGGCGGGCGAUGCAGGAUUUCCAGAGCUUAGCUGUGGGGGUUGGGCCGUGAGCAGUGCUGCUUUGAAGGUAGCAGGUGGGACCAGGACACAGUGGUGGGAGCCCCCCACAAACCAGCCGGGGGUCCUUGGGCAAGUCAUAGCCUCCCUAAGCCUCCGCUUCCCUGUGAAAGGAACCUCCUAACCCCAGGCCCAGCUUCCUGGGGGGACCACUGGGACCGUGCCCUGCACCUCUGUCCAGAAGAUGUCAUGGUGGUGGGCAUGGCCACCCCCGUGCGUGCCCUCAGGGUUCCGCUCCCCUCCCCACCCCCCAUCCCCCCACUCCCGUUCUGUGUGUCUACGCUUGUGCCGCCAGAGGAAAGAGUUAACAGACCCUCGGCAGGCCUGGUGGUCCCAACCGUGAAACUGCUGAUCCUUCCCCCGCCCUCCCCAACUAACGCAGACAAGGCUUUCUCCCACGCGCCGCACACGUGCCGUCAAGGAGGACUGGAAAUGCCCAUGGCCCGUGGGCAGCGGGCGCCCCCCAGGGACAGCAGUGUGGGGCGUGGCAUUGGGGGGCACAGAGUGCUCAGGCAGACCAGGGCGCCGCAGCCCCUCGCCCAGGGCCCGGGUAGGCCUUGGAUCUGACCUGGCCCGGAAGUAACUCUGUGGUUGCAGGCCCUCCCAGCCUCAUCACCCUCUGUGCACCGCAGGGAGGGCUCUUGGGGUGACGUGGCCUCUGGGGUGAGCUUCAAAUGGCCAAGGCGAAGUGUCCCAGAACUACUGGGUGUGCUCACCUUGGGGGCCCUCACCACCACCGUCAGCCUCCGUCACUGCCGCCAUCCACCCAACCAUCACCACCACCAUCACCACCCCAUCACUGCCCAACCAUCACCAUCACCGUCACCUCUACCCCAUCACCGCCCAACCAUCACCACCACCGUCACCACCCAACCAUCACCACCGCUGUCGACCAUGCCUUGUCCACUGCCGUCACUGUCAUUAACACCACCACCGGCACUGCCACCGUGCCCUGUCCCAUCACCAUGACACCACUGCCGCCACCGUGCCCACCUUCCCCACUGUCGGCAUCGCCAUGGACACCAGUCCCUCUACCACGGUGCCAGCGUGAUCGCCCUCCCUCGCCUUCAUCGCGUUUUCCGUCCGUCUUUGACCACACAAAGGCGAGGCCAGAAAACGCCCCCACUAGUGCCCCACUUCCCUUCACCACAUACACCCCCACAUAGUCCGCUCCCUGCCUGCCUGCCCACCUCAAGGGGCUCACUUAGAGCCGGAUCUUAGGAGGCUGACCGGACACUGGUGCACGCAGACCAGUCGCAGGUCACGGCUGCUGCCCGUGGUUCUGUUCCCGUGUCCCUCUGCCACAGUCCCCUGUGUCCUGGUUCUCCUGGAGAUUGCGUGGCCAUCCUGGACAAGGUCACCCCAGCCUCUGACUGACCCCCAAGGACCAGCAAGAGCUCCAAGGCCGCUCACCCUGGGCACGCCUGGUGGGCUUCCUUCUGGGGCUCUUGCUCUGGCGGGGUGUGGAAGCCAGCCCGGAGGCCACCCCCCUGGCCAGCCCCGGAACUAACGGUGUCCCUGCUCCCUCCCCCUCGCCCUGCCUGCUCCUGGGCGCCUUCCAGGAAACCACUGAGAAAAGACGAGAAUGGCACCAGCGCUGCGGAGUACCCCAUGAGCUCACAGAGCAGCAAAGGGGUGGACGUGAACAACGCCGUGGUCUGAGUCUGCGGCUGCGGCACCGCUGGCCGGAGGGGCGGCGUGGUGGCACCAGCGGACACGGGAAAGCAGGUGGACUUGAGCUGACCCUGGGCUUGUCCAGGACUUCGUGGAGGAACCGUCUUCCCAGGCUCGCCCUGGUCGCCUGUGGGCAGGGGCGGCGCCCACACCAGGCUGAGCCCAGUUCCCCUGCAUGCCCCAUGCCCCACCUUGUCCACGUCUGAUCCUACGCCUGUCCUCGCAGCUGCUGUCUGAAGCCUGGCUCUGGUGAAGGCAGGAAGCCCCUCUGCCUGCUGAAGCCGAGGCACCCCGGGCAGCCAACAGGAAGCCCGCCCGGGGCUCCCUCCCCUGCCUGGAAGCCUGUCCUCCUCCAAGAAGCCCACCUGCUUCCCAGUCGGUGUUCCCAACAAAAGCCAUUGGCACAGCCACGAGACAGACACCCCCUUCAAAGGUGCUCCCCACACAUCUGCCGUCACCCACCCCAUCCGCUGCAGGGCCCGCCUCCUCCUCUCUUCCCUACCCAUGCCCCGGCGGGCCCUUGGCUCCAGAGCCUGCAAACCGCCCCCCUCCCACCCCAGCAGACCAAGGGACUCUGUUCACCGAACCCUGGCCAAGGGUGGCCCUGGAGGGGCAGAGCCCGAGGCCCCCUGCCUGCCCUGCCCAUUUCCACCCUGACCCCGGAGGAAGCUGUACAUCCACACGAGCCAGGCCCUGGAGGCCACCACCUGUGCCAAAUCCACCGGGACCCUCGGUGCCAGCCCCACCGGCCCCGCACUUCCUCCCCACCACGCUUCCUAAGGCCUGGCUGUGGUCCUCAGCCCCUCUCCCCAGAGGGAGGUGGGGCGCUUCCCCUUGGACGAGAAAGUGUCUCUCAGGAGUGGGGGGAGGAAGGGAGGGCCUGAGCCCCUGUUCCCAGCGGGCAGGCCCGGCCCUGGGGUUUUGUGGGCCCUGCCCUGGGACUGCCCUCACCACCCCACACCCUUGAUGGGGAGGAACCGGACACGCUGAAUCAUGGUGCUUGGUGCGCUGUGGGGGCUCCGCCAGGUGGGCCCGGGGUUGGGGGGAGGGGCUCCUGGGGCAGGGGUGGGGCUGCAGGUGAGACUCCAAUCCUGGUGAAACAGAGGCUGGAAAAGCACCCCACCGGGCUGAGUCUCCAGACGCCGACACUGCUGGGUCCUAGUGCCCAGAGCUGUCCGUGUGCGCUCCCUGCGGCCAGGCCAGGCCAGCGUGCGUCCUCCUGUGAAGGGGCUUGUCUCCUCGUCGCUCUUCUGCUGUCUGAGGACUUCUCUGAGGCUUGAACCUGAGUUCCUCUCCCAGCCCACCUCAGCGUUGCCCCCCCCCCCGACAGCCCUGGGGGGGGGCGCUCUGCCCCGCCCUCCCCCCCACUCUGGGGGGUUGUGCUGUCAGAUGCAGCACCAAGGAACACACAAGCCAGGGGCUGUGGGCUGGGCGGGGCGGGGGUGCGGUGCCCCACCCCCAGGGCACCCCCACACCCAUGUCCUCAGCCCCCUGGUGCCUGUGAGCCCCCCUGCCUAUGCCCUAAGCAGAUACCUGGGCAGGACCCCGCCCCUAAUCACACUCCCACCCUGGGCUUCUCCCGCUGCCUGGGGCUGGCCAGAGUUCAGGGGUCCUCUAAGGGACCCCAGUUGGGAGGGGCAGCCCCAGGGGGACUGGGGCCCACACAUUCCCCUGCCCACCCCAGCCCCCAAUACUUCCAUCCCUGGCUGCACCUUGGGGCCCAGACUCUGCAACGGGCCUCAGCCUCCAGACCAGGUGGAAAACCCCAGCCGUGCCAUCCACCAAGCUUUGGGGCUGCACCCUGUUCCCGAGCCACGGACACUCCAACUGACACGGAAGCUCUCCCUGUGGGCUUGGAAAACCCCUACUCACCCAUAGGAAACCCACUGGAGAGCACCCCACCCCCACCCCGCCAGCCCCAGGGCAGCCACGGAAGCUCAGCUCAGGCCCAGGGCGAGAGGCCCAGCAGACUCUCAGCUUCCAGAACCCACGCACACACAAAACCACGAGGACCUAGAAUGUGAGCUUAGGACUUGGAAACGAACCCCAGCCCCUAAACACGGAUCCAUGCUCUGAUCAGCUCAAGGUCAAGAAUGAAAGGCACGUCCCUUCUCUGCGUUUUCUCCCUGCCGUCUCAGAGUUGACCUUGGCUUUGGAACUCAGUGGCGUAUGGGGUGCCCAGGGUGUUCAGGUGUUCCUGGGAAGCGUGUAAGAGAAGUUUUGGAAGACUGAUAGGUGUAAAAAUAUAGACGUAUAUUAUAUAUAGUUAUAUAUAUUUAAAGAGAUCUCUAUAUCUAUAGAAUUAUUGUGCGCUCUGCAUCUGUACUAAGUGUGGCUUACACAGCCCGGGUAGGGCGAGGCCCGGAAUGCAUGGGCGUAAGCACCCCGAGACCUUGUGCACGGGACGGGACAGGAGCCACGGGUCGAUGCCGUCUCGACGCCGUCUGGUUGGCCGGCGCAUCAUUCAUGUCGGUUUCGUGCACACGCAGGGCCGGCAGUGGGGAAUGUGCCGUUGCUCCUGCUUACACAGAAGAAAGCACCGUGACUUUUUUAUUUUCAAUAAAAAUAUCCUUAUAAGAUG